Messenger RNA from Zychaea mexicana, 2235 nucleotides. Its product is annotated as chitin synthase 1. Gene Ontology annotation, cellular component: cell septum; cell periphery. Gene Ontology annotation, molecular function: chitin synthase activity. The transcript is spliced from 6 exons. The coding region runs from base 1 to 2235 and encodes 744 amino acids. Lineage: Eukaryota; Fungi; Mucoromycota; Mucoromycetes; Mucorales; Lichtheimiaceae. The record is from RefSeq and is a predicted model, not a curated record.
AUGCCAAGCCCAACACCACACCUCGCGCCAGCACGACAGCCACGACGACGGACAAUACGACGUGUGCCGCUCGUGCAGGGCAACCUAGUGCUGGACUGUCCAGUGCCAGAACAAUACCUGCAGUCCGUGCCACGCAGGAACGAGAAAGAGUUUGAUCAAAUGCGAUAUACAGCCGUCACUGCUGAUCCGGCCGAGUAUAACCAACAAAACUACACGCUUCGCCAAGAACUCAUGGAGCGUCGCACUGAGCUAUUUAUCUGCAUCACGCUUUACAACGAAGACGAGAUCCUAUUGUCACGCACGUUGCACGGGAUCAUGAAAAAUAUAGCCCAUCUAUGUGGCAGGAAACGCUCACGAACAUGGGGUGCCGAUUCAUGGACCAAAGUCGUGAUUUGCAUAAUGGCUGACGGGCGUGACAAGGUACAUCCGCGUGUGCUUGAUCUGCUAUCCGCACUGGGCGUGUACCAAGAAGGUGUCGCCAAGAACUUUGUCAAUGCCCGGCAGGUCCAUGCACACAUCUACGAAUACACGACACAGCUCUCGCUGAACCCGGACAUGAAAUUCAAGGGCGCCGUCGACAACAUUGUGCCCACACAGAUCCUGUUUUGUCUCAAGGAGAAGAAUCAACGCAAAAUCAAUUCGCACCGGUGGUUCUUUCAGGCGUUCUGUCCGAAGCUCAGCCCCAAUGUAUGCAUGUUGCUGGAUGUUGGCACGCGGCCGGGACCUACAUCCAUCUACAAGUUGUGGAAGACGUUUGAUAUAAACUUGCAUGUUGGUGGCGCGUGUGGCGAGGUCAGAGCAAUGACAGGGACGGCGGGUGUGGGGCUACUGAAUCCGCUCGUGGCGAGUCAGAACUUUGAGUACAAGAUUUCCAAUAUCCUUGACAAGCCGCUCGAAUCUGUCCUGGGCUAUAUCCAAGUACUUCCCGGUGCUUUCUCAGCCUAUCGCUAUACGGCUUUGAAGGACAAUGUCGAUGGGUCGGGUCCGCUGCAAAAGUACUUUUUGGGAGAGAGGUUGCAUUCAGAUGGUGGGAUCUUUGAGGCCAACAUGUACCUUGCCGAGGAUCGCAUCCUCUGUUUCGAGUUGAUAGCAAAACGCAAUGCACAGUGGGUGCUUCACUAUGUAUCAAACGCGUACGGCGAAACAGAUGUGCCCAGCGCAGUGCCUGAGUUUGUCACGCAGCGACGGCGAUGGCUCAAUGGCUCGUUCUUCUCGGGCAUCUAUGCGUUGUUUCAUUGGGGCAAGAUAUUGUCCACGGAUCACUCGAUGCUACGGAAGAUCCUGCUUUUCAUCGAGCUCAUAUACCUGUCGUUAUCCUGGAUCUUUUCCUGGUUCGCCCUGGGCAACUUUUUCCUGUGCUUCUAUAUCCUCACUAGCGCGCUCUCCACCAUGACACACCCGCCAUUUGCCCGUGAAACAGCAGAGCAUGUCCAUAUUGCAUUGACCUACGUGUACAUUGUCUUGCUGAUAGUCCUGUUUCUAUUCUCUAUGGGAAAUCGGCCACAAGGCUCGAAAGGCACUUAUACAAUGAUCAUGAUAUUCUUUGCUGGACUCAUGGGCUACAUCAUAUUUGCAUCAGUCUGGCUGGCAUACGAUGGAAUCAACAAUGCAGUUGCCACCGAUUCACUGUUGACAGAUGGAUCGUUCCGUGACAUUUUGAUUUCCGUUGGCGCAACCUAUGCACUCUAUUGCCUCGCCUCCUUGCUGUUUUUAGAUCCCUGGCAUUUGAUCACCAGCUGCAUACAGUAUCUGAUGAUGACACCAAGCUAUAUCAAUAUUUUGAAUACCUAUGCAUUCUGUAACACUCAUGACGUCAGCUGGGGCACCAAGGAUAUCCACCUCGUAGCAGUAGACCUCGGUGUUGUAGAAGGAGAUCACCAGCAGGCGGACGUUGAUAUGCCGGAGCAAAAAGAUGUCGGACUUCUCUAUGAGGAAGCUUGUGUAAACCUGCGCAAGCGUGCACGGGAGGAUCCGCCCAAUAAAGUUGAUCCGAAGACAAAGCAAGAAGACUACUAUCGAGCAUUUCGCACCCGUCUUGUCACUACUUGGAUCCUCAGUAAUCUUAUCUUGGUUGCUCUCAUCGCUACCGCACUCGAUCUCGACUGGUUAGGCAACUUUGAGCAGCGAACGAAUGGAUAUCUGGCUUUUAUAUUAUGGUCCGUAGCUGCGCUGGCCGCGUUUCGCUUUAUUGGAAGCGUAUGCUACCGUACGUUCUCCAUAUUCACCGGUUCCUAA